AUGGAGAAUAGUAAUAAUAUUAAGGGUUUGGUAUGGUUGAUGAUUUUCUCAUCGGCAAUACUAGUCUUGAUAUUCCCAGUCUCUGUAGGAGCCUCAUGGAGAUGCCUUGGAGCCACUGAAUACAAAUUCGUCAUAGAAAACCACUUCGGGGAAGCCUUUAUGCAGCAGCACUCACUGGAUGAUAUAGAGUUUUAUUGUCAUUCAGCGUCGUCGAACCCUUGGACACUUAGCCACCCGUCCAAGGACUUCAGAAGAAAACGCAUGUCGCUUUUCAAAUUGGUUGAGUUUGGUAUCUGCGGGGGGUGGUUGGAAGAUGCUCCGUCGUACAAUUGUUCUGCAUCCACCCAAGACGGCAGGUGGAGUACUAUUGACUUCCCGGUGCUUCGUCCAGAGUAUGCUUGUGUCAAGACCAAGCAGUUUUGUGAGUGGCACUUGCAUGACGAUCAUGCACUUCUCUACUCACCCACCCAAAACUCCUGGACUCGUUUCAAUUACAUUUAG
This is a messenger RNA of Prunus armeniaca (apricot), 501 nucleotides long. The record is from the annotation of a GenBank genome assembly. NCBI's taxonomy places the organism in Eukaryota, Viridiplantae, Streptophyta, Magnoliopsida, Rosales, Rosaceae.